AUGGUGCCGCUGUCUUCUUUUCUGCUAGUUGCUUUGGCCAGUGCCAAAUGCUUCGAACCUACCAUCGCGCAUCCGCCGCCUCGGUACAAUGUUGACGAUCCUCUACCUCAAGACGCGUUCGAGUCUAUCGCCACGGCACUCACAGCAGCCGUCGCAGCGCCGGAGUUCGACCGAACCUCCUUCUCUGUAGAGAUAACCUCGUCGAAAGACACGUUAUGGUCGCAUCAUCAUACGGCACGCGAACGUAAUGCCUCGCGCCCAGAUAUCCCCGAAGUCAACGGCGACGCGCUGUACCGCAUCGCUAGCAUCACCAAGACCUUCACCGUACUCGGUAUACUGUAUCAGCAUGCAGCAGGCAACUUGAGCUUGGAUGCUACAGUGAAUACAUACCUCAAUGAAUUAGGAGAAAAGUCGAACGGCGGCAUUCCAUGGAAAGACAUUACAUUGCGCAGUCUGGCUAGCCAGCUGAGCGGCCUUCCCCGCGAAUGGGCUCAAGGUGAUCUCAUCAAUAACAACUAUCCUGAGUUGGAUCCAAGCUCCCUGGGUCUGCCUCCUGAUGUGUCACGGGAAGGGUUGCCCAACUGUGACGAGUACUCACCAAAUUAUGAGACACCCUGCACAGCGAAAGAUAUGUUUCGACAGCUCAAAAAGUUCGCACCGUUAUUCGCGCCAAACCAAGAAUCGUCUUAUUCCAAUGUCGCGUUCGAACUGCUUGGUCUCGUUCUCUCGCGGGUGACAAACCAGACCUACGAGACCUACAUCGAUGAAGCCAUCUUCAAGCCCUUGAACAUGUCUACCAGCACUCUCUCCAAGCCUGCUGAUUCUGCUGGCGUCAUUCCAGCUGGUCCACAAUUCUGGGGUGUGGACGAAGGCAUCCAAAAUCCUACCGGUGGCAUCUACAGUUCGUCGAGCGACCUGUCGAAAUACCUCCGCUACGUCCUAACCCACUACAACGCCAUCACCCACGCGAUCAAUUGGCUACAUCCCGUCUCUUCGUCUCGCGGAUUGAACUCCUUCUAUGGCAUGCCGUGGGAGAUCUACCAAACAGACCGCAUAUUUGAGCAGUCGAAACGUACUGUACGCUUUGUCACUAAGAGUGGAGGGUUGCCGGGCUAUACCUCCAUCAUCAUGACAGUGCCUGAGUACGACUUGGGGAUCACUAUUCUAGUCGCGGGCCCUAACGCGAUCUUGUCUAAGAUCAUGGACAUUGUUCCCGUAAAGAUAGUGCAAACAGCCGAAAAGCUUGCCAUACAGCAAAUGCGUAAUCGCUAUGCGGGCACCUACAGCACUUCAGAUCCAGAAGUGAACUCUACAGCCACAUUGAAAGCUGAUUACCGCGGUCUUGUUGUUACAACCUUUGUUUCUAACGGGACGGUUGUCUUCGAAGCCCCGAUCACGAAAGACGUGACGAAUUCGCCCCGUUAUGCGCAGCUUAGCCCAACGCUUCUCUAUCGCAACGAGGAAGAACAGAAGGGGGAGGAGUGGCGUGCAUUGAUCUUCGAGGAGCGCGCAGAAGGCCUGGGCUCUAUUUGGGACGACUUCUGCGUGGAGGACUGGGAAAUGUCCAGUUACGCCGGCAUACCUUUGAACACAGCGGUGUUCUGGGACGAGCAAAAAGACGGUCAUUUCGAAACACUAGAGCUACCGGCUUUCCGCGUGAAUCUCACAAGAGUGGAUCAGAAGAGGGGGUCGAAUAGGAAGUAUGGUCAACAAGAAACGAUGGAGCUCUAA
Messenger RNA from Alternaria hordeiaustralica, 1731 nucleotides. RefSeq lists its product as uncharacterized. The record is from RefSeq and is a predicted model, not a curated record. The transcript has 3 exons. NCBI's taxonomy places the organism in Eukaryota, Fungi, Ascomycota, Dothideomycetes, Pleosporales, Pleosporaceae. Bases 1 to 1731 code for a protein of 576 amino acids.